Messenger RNA from Cucumis sativus (cucumber), 648 nucleotides. RefSeq names its product phytosulfokines 3. NCBI's taxonomy places the organism in Eukaryota, Viridiplantae, Streptophyta, Magnoliopsida, Cucurbitales, Cucurbitaceae. The record is from RefSeq and is a predicted model, not a curated record. Gene Ontology annotation, molecular function: growth factor activity. Gene Ontology annotation, biological process: cell population proliferation. Bases 30 to 293 code for a protein of 87 amino acids. The transcript has 2 exons. Gene Ontology annotation, cellular component: extracellular region.
CCUCUUCCCAAUCUCUCUCUCUCUCUCAUAUGGCCUCCAAACUCUUCACCUCCAUCUACCCUUUUCUCUUCCUCUUCCUCUUCUUUUCCUCCUCCUCCACCACCCCCAUUGCUGCUCGGCCCGUCCCCGGUUUUUCAAACGCUUUUCUUGGAACUUCUCGAGAUGGGGUUGUGGUGGAAGAUGAUGUUUUGGAGGAGGAGAGUUGUGAUGAAAUUGGAGAAGAAUAUUGCUUGAUGAGGAAAACUCUUGCUGCUCAUGUUGAUUAUAUCUACACAGAUACCCAGAAGCCAUGAGAUAUAUUAUUUAAUUUUGAUCACUUUUGUCCCAAUUGUACAUUCUCACCAGUUCUUAACAAAUAGAUUUUCAGGGAAAAUUAAAACGAAAAUGGUGACAAAAGAGAAGAGAUUCUUUUGUAGUUCUCUCUUCAUUUUUGGAAAAUUUGAUGUCAUUAAUUUUGUUAAUUAGUGUAACUAAUAAUGAUUAACUUUGAUAUUUUAGUAUCUUAGUCGUUAGUCAAAAGAAACCAGAGAUCUGGAAUGGUUUUUUAGGGUCACCGUAUCCUAAUUUGUGUAUCACUAUGCAAAUUUGUUGUCAUUAUAAUUGCAUCAACCUAUAUGGUAAUUAUAUCUCUAAUUAUUUGUGAUCCAA